Messenger RNA from Magnolia sinica, 1741 nucleotides. RefSeq names its product protein DMP2-like. The transcript has a single exon. Gene Ontology annotation, biological process: endomembrane system organization. The record is from RefSeq and is a predicted model, not a curated record. Bases 36 to 668 code for a protein of 210 amino acids. Lineage: Eukaryota; Viridiplantae; Streptophyta; Magnoliopsida; Magnoliales; Magnoliaceae.
AUCUGUCCCUGAAGUAGGCCACAUUUCUUCAUCCGAUGGACGAGAUGGAGCGAAAAAUCCUCAUCGAAAGUUCUAUCAACGAUGGCGAUGAUCUAACCGACGACGGAACAGAUGAAUCUCAUCUCCUAUACGCAGUUAACACGAUCCUCAGUGGCACAGCACGGCUCAACAUCCUCCUACCAACGGCUACGAUCCUGGCAUUCACAAUCUUCGCGCCUAUCCUAACGAACGACGGGAAAUGUAACGAUCUAAACCGUUGGUUGAUGGCGACGUUCCUAGCCAUUCUGUCCAUCUCGUGUGUAUUCUUCUCAUUCACCGAUAGCUUCCGGACGGCGUCAGGGAGAUUGUAUUAUGGAGUUGCGACGUUUUAUGGUAUAUGGACAUUUAAUGGGGCCCGAAAGAGACCGUCGGAUCCGUCCGGGUAUCGGCUCAGAUGGGCCGAUCUCUUCCAUACAUCACUUUCGCUCAUUGCUUUCCUCACGUUCGCAGCCGCACAUACGGAUGUCGUGGAGUGUUAUUAUCCGUCGAUGCCGAGGAAGGUGACCAACAUUGUCCCACUUGUGGUGGGAUUUGUGAUUAGCGUUUUUUUUGUGUUGUUUCCUUCAAAGAGAAGGGGAAUCGGAUACCCGUUCAUGCUCAGGAGGGAUGCUCUUUUAUAUAGGAGUUAGGAAGGGACGUGGAUUUGUGUGGGACCCACCAUGAUGUAUGUUUUUUAUCCACGCCGUCCAUCUAUUUUUAUAGAUCAUUAUAUAGCAUGAGCCCAAAAAUGAGAGAGACCCAAAUCUAAAGUGGACCACACCACAAGAAAAUAGUGGUGAUUGAACGCCCACCAUUAAAAACUUCCUAGGGGCCACUGCAAUGUUUAUUUUCCAUCCACCCUGUUGGUUAGGUAGGACAGACCUGGAUAAAAUGAAAACACAAAUAUUAGCUUUAUCCAAAACUUUCGUGGCCCCAAAUAAGUUUUUAAUAGUAGGCGUUCAAUCAACACUGUUUCCUGUGGUGUGGUCCACAUGGGAUAGAUAUCAACCUCAUUUUUGGUAUCAUAUCCUAAAAUGAUCUGUAAAAACGGAUGAACGGCAUGGAUAAAAUAUAUACAUCAUGGUUGGGCCCACAGAGCACCGUCCAGUAUCUACUGGCUACUUACCUGAGGAAUGCUAGGUCUGCUCGCACGUGUGAGAUAAUCUGGAGCUCGGAGGCACACGUGCCGACAUGGGUAGGGUGGCGGACGGACGGGAUGGGCCUAGGCCAAAAUUUUAAAAUUUUGGAUCGGUCCAGCCCAAUCAAUUGCAAAAAUGGGCCCCAAUGAACUCAGGUGGGCCUGGCCCCGUUCGCAAGCUUAAACAUCGCACACUUGUGUGGCUAGAUCAUUCAUCAGGUGGGACUCACUGUGGGAUGGUCCAAUUGUUAGUUGGACAACGGAUCUGAUUGUGGGACGAGGAUCGCAGAUUUCCCUGCCUGGUGAACGUGUCUGAUCUUUUACACGUGUCUGGUGUUGGCACGUGUGCUACUUAGAAUCUGGCCCAUCUCAGGCGAGCGAAUAUACUUAGCAUUCCUUAGGAAACAAGAGAUGGCGUGUACAUGGAAGGCCCUCAAGAAAAAGUAAAUAAAAAGAAAUUCAAGGAUGUUUUGGUCAUUUGUGGAAAUUACUGUGAGACCAUCUUUUUCCUGUCAUCAUUAACCGUAAAGCAUUGUCCUGAUCGAGUAGUGGUUUUCAUUUUGUAAAUGGGAGAUGUGGGCCUUG